CCCUGGAUUUGCACCAAGAAUGCUGCUGCUACUGCUGCUCUCCACGGCUUUUCUCCCGCUGCGCUCCUCUCGGGUCAUCGGGGGUAAGGAAGCCUUGCCCUCCUCCAGACCCUACAUGGCCUACGUGCAAAUCGGCUCUGCGGGGAGCUGCGGGGGCAUCCUGAUCCGGGAGGACGUGGUGCUGACGGCGGCUCAUUGCAGCUGCAGCCUGGGCGACUUCUUUGUCUACCUCGGAGUUCAUGAUUUCAUGAAGCCAGGACAGGACUGGCAACGGAUCCAGGUCCGUCGCUGGGUCCAGCACCCCGACUUCAACAACGAGAAUUUAGACAAUGACAUCAUGCUGCUGAAGAUGAGACACAGUGCGGAGCUGAACGAAUGGGUCGGGACCAUCCCUCUACCAGAGGCCGAUGUCCCUGUGGUCCCGGGCUCCAAGUGCAGCGUGGCCGGGUGGGGUCGGACUGGAGCAAACACCAGAACUGACGUUCUGCAGGAAGCGGAGCAGGAGGUGGUGUCCGACAAUGUGUGCAAGGACCGGUACUGGCAUUACGACCCCUCCCUCAUGCUGUGUGCCGGAAGCCCCCUCGUCAAGAAGGCAGCUUUUGAGGGCGAUUCCGGCGGGCCCCUGGUGUGUGACGGCGUGGUGCAGGGCAUCGUCUCCAACGGAGAUCCGGACGGGCGCCCCCCCAGCAUCUACACAAGGAUCUCCAAAUUCAUCCCUUGGAUCAAUGCAACUUUGGAGAAGUUGAGUUGAAGGAGACACUCCACGUUCAAGGGCCCAAUUGCCCAGACGGGUCUCCAUACCUGUGGGGAACUCUGAGGGAGUUUACAUUAGAAUAUUUAUAAUAGCGUUAGAGAAAUAUCAGGAAUGGGUCCGUCAUGAAACACUUUUGGGGCUAGAAACACCUUUUGAUAUUAGAAAAUUUGUUCUGUUGCAUUGUCACCCCAAACGGCUGGUCAAUAUUUGGGUCCUACCGAUGGCCCGGCUGGGAGCAGAAACUGGAAAUCAUUUUUGGUAUUUACUUUGAUGCAAUCUGGUUUAUCGGCGAGGAAUAUCGGAAGAAUUCCCUGAACACAGGACUCAAAUAGCAACUGAGUCGUCCCCCGUUUGCUGUCCCAAGCCCAGCCGAGACUGUGUGCCCCAAAAGCUACCUCUGACGCCACAAUUGUGUUUGCCUGGCUGUUUGACUCUGCAUUUCCCUUCCUUCCGUUCUCGGGUCUCUCUGUCUGUGCUGUGACUGUCCAAUGCAAAUGCCCAUGGCCCAAGACCAAUAAUCGGUGAUUUUUUUUUCCUCCUGAGUUUAUAGAAGUGUGGGAAUUCUAUCAAAGGCUCAGAGAGGGAGCCACACUGGUCUGUAACUGGAAACACUUUUAAAAAGUAACAAAUAUUCUCGUCGCAUCUUAGAGAUGAACAAAACAUGUCGAUGGGAUCAUGCACAUUUGAGGGCACAGCCCACUUCUUCAGAUGUAUUGAGGCUUCAGAGGGGGAGCCGUGUUGUUUUCCAGUUACAGACUCUUAAAUAAAAUAACUACAACUUUUCAGCUUGUAACUUGAACAAUCUAAUUCACUAUUUUUUUUCUUAUUCUUUCCUCCCCUCCUUCCCUUAUUCAUUCUUGGAUCUGGCUUUUAAUACUCCAGUCAUCUGAAGACGUGGGGUCUCAUCUACAAGGGUUUUCCACCAUCAAACUCCCUACCUGGCUUAAAAACUUUCUUUCACUGAGCCAGACAGGAGCAAAGCAGCCGUGUGGCUUAGAAGGCCAACCUGCCAUCACAAAGCAUGGACAGUCGGAUUUCACAGCACAUCCACAUUGGGUCCUCAAAUGGCCGCGUUAAAAAAAAAAAAACGUGAAAUUUCAAAGACUUUGUUUCACACGUUUUGAGCCGGACCCAACGUUGGCUUGUUUUAAGGGCUAUUUUUUCUGUUUUCCUCUCCUAACCCCCAUGUCUAUUUAAUUAUUUAUUAUUGUGAUUCUGAUGGGAGGGUGCAAACCCCACAAAGGACAGGAACCCAGAAAGUGUCGCUGGAAGAGACGGGGACAAGAGAAAGACUUGGGUGGAACAUGUCCAAAAUAGAUGCUUGUUUGAAAAAACAAACGGUGCUUGAAAGGGAGAAUGAAAGUCAUUUUUUUCUGAAUAAAAACUUUUUCUUUGAA
This is a messenger RNA of Pelodiscus sinensis (Chinese soft-shelled turtle), 2151 nucleotides long. Lineage: Eukaryota; Metazoa; Chordata; Testudines; Trionychidae. The record is from RefSeq and is a predicted model, not a curated record.